AUAAAAUGGGUGUGGUUGAAUCGAGCAUUUGUGAUGCGACGUGUUUCUGGUGCAAACCGAAUGAUUUCACAGGGGACUGAGUUGACAGCAGAGUGAGCACACAUUAUUUGAAUUAUUUAGAAAACAACUGUACUGUUACUUAUGCAGAAUUCACCCCGCCUCUUAUUCUGGCACAGUUAUAUGUGAACUGAUGGGUGGGUUAAAUGCUUCUCCGGAGAGAUAGCCAAGUCGAUCGCGGUUACUUUGUUUUAUUUUAAUCUGUGUAUUUGAAGCCUAUUUGUCUUUUCUUUUUUUUUCUUUCUUCUUUUUUUUUUUUUUUUUUUUUUUUUCUGUGGAAGAGGAGGCGACGGUCAAAACGAAACGGGAAAGACAGAGGAAGGAGACACUUGGGAGGAAAGAGGCGAGGAUCAAGCGACGCAAUAUACAGACAACGACGGUAUUUGCUCAGUUUGCAAGCUUUACUGUUUACUUGACGAUAUAUCACCUCACAGGGGCUCAAAAAGUCGUUUCAGAAGCAAGAUGUGCUGGAAUCAGGAAUAACUGUGUGUUAAAGGCUCUCCCCCAUCCUCUCUAAACGAUCGGAGGACGAAAUAGUGGCUUCAUGUUUCACGAUAACAUCGUUUUGAUGAAACGGAGUCGCUGAGGCCUAAACAAACACCAGGAAAUAACGAAGAGUAUGUUCAUGCAGUCCUAAUCAUUUUUCCACAGAAACAUUCCCUGUGAAUUACUUCCGCCACGCGCUACAGCACUUACAGGACGUGGAGACUAAAAGUCAAACAGGAAGAUUAACAGGUGUCUGAGGGGGUGAGAGAGAUCAGAGGGUAAAGGUUAAAGGUAAUUUCAAGAUGAGUGAGCUCGAGCAGCUUCGACAGGAGGCUGAGCAACUGCGGAAUCAGAUCAGAGAUGCCAGGAAAGCAUGUGGAGACUCCACACUCACUCAGAUUACUGCAGGACUGGACCCGGUAGGGCGAAUAAAGAUGAGUACGAGGCGCACACUGCGUGGGCAUUUGGCUAAAAUCUACGCCAUGCAUUGGGGCACAGACUCCAGGCUUCUUGUUAGUGCCUCACAGGAUGGAAAACUCAUCGUCUGGGACAGCUACACUACAAACAAGAUUCAUGCCAUCCCAUUACGGUCAUCAUGGGUGAUGACAUGCGCAUAUGCGCCAUCCGGAAACUUUGUGGCCUGUGGCGGUCUGGACAACAUUUGCUCUAUAUACAGUUUAAAGACAAGAGAGGGCAAUGUUAGAGUCAGCCGAGAGCUGCCUGGACACACAGGUUACCUUUCCUGUUGCCGUUUCAUUGAUGACAAUCAAAUUAUCACGAGUUCAGGAGACACAACCUGUGCUCUGUGGGACAUAGAGACCGGUCAGCAGACGACGCUGUUCUCGGGUCACAGCGGUGAUGUAAUGAGCCUGUCGCUGGCUCCAGACUCGCGGACCUUUAUCUCUGGGGCCUGUGAUGCCUCGAUUAAACUCUGGGACAUCAGAGACAGCAUGUGCAGACAGACGUUCACUGGUCACGAGUCAGACAUCAACGCUGUCUGUUUCUUUCCCAGUGGCAGUGCAUUUGCAACAGGUUCAGAUGACGCCACCUGCAGGCUGUUUGACCUGCGUGCCGAUCAGGAGCUGUGUUUAUACUCCCAUGAUAAUAUCAUCUGUGGCAUCACCUCUGUGGCCUUCUCCCGCUCUGGCCGCCUGCUACUCGCUGGCUAUGAUGACUUUAACUGCAACAUCUGGGAUGCCAUGAAGGGAGACCGAGCAGGUGUGUUGGCUGGCCAUGACAAUCGUGUGAGCUGUCUUGGGGUGUCAGAUGAUGGCAUGGCUGUGUCUACAGGUUCUUGGGACAGCUUCCUCAAGAUCUGGAACUGACAACACACAUGCACUGCUCACUUAUCUUACACAGUAUUCACUUCUCAUACACACUGUAUGCACAGUAUGUACUUUACUGUACAUAUAAUGUACACUUACCUACACAUAUUCACAUGCCUGACAAGGACAAAAACUGUACAUACUAUAUAUAAUGGCAAUUAGUUAUACGUUUACACCAAAUCUUUUCAGUGCCACAUAAUUCUAUACAGUAUAUAUUGCGAGUCACACUGUAGGCAAGUUUGGACGAGUUUUAAACAGGAAUGUUUACACGCACAUAUUUGUUUCCCCUUAAGGUUUGCUGGACAUAUACAGUACUUACACAGUACCAUAACUGAAAGUGACAUAAGUGCACUUGGAGAAAUGUGUGUUGAGUUUCAGAUGCGUCUAAUUUGAGUGUACAAUCCAAAACAUUUUUCUUUUUAAACACCACUCUUACACUUAGCAUACUUUUGAUCAAGUGAUGGCAGGAGCACCAUUUAAGACUAUUCAUCUUAUUUUGCAUUUCUGGUCAUUCUGUCCUCAAUACUCAAAUAUAAGCCUUCGGUGCUGAUGUUUCCAUGAUGUAGAGUUUGAAAAAUGAAAGACGUGAGGCAGGGUGGAGUUAUCCAGCAGAAAUGUCCUAAUGACACAAAUCACACUUCAUGUAGUCAUGUUUUAUAGAUGCGUAUGCCGGCAUAUUACAGUAUAUAAGAUAUGAUGUUUGUCUUUAACUUUCAUGUUCAUAUUUUACAUUUUUUAAAUGCUUAUUUUAUUAAUGUUUCCCUGUGUGCCACACCCUAAGGAGAAUAAAGAAAACAAAACAAA
Messenger RNA from Myxocyprinus asiaticus (Chinese sucker), 2672 nucleotides. RefSeq names its product guanine nucleotide-binding protein G(I)/G(S)/G(T) subunit beta-2-like. Gene Ontology annotation, cellular component: heterotrimeric G-protein complex; cytoplasm. Lineage: Eukaryota; Metazoa; Chordata; Actinopteri; Cypriniformes; Catostomidae. Gene Ontology annotation, biological process: G protein-coupled receptor signaling pathway. The transcript has 10 exons. The record is from RefSeq and is a predicted model, not a curated record. Gene Ontology annotation, molecular function: protein binding; signaling receptor complex adaptor activity. The coding region runs from base 846 to 1868 and encodes 340 amino acids.